This is a messenger RNA of Aspergillus clavatus NRRL 1, 3024 nucleotides long. Its product is annotated as kinesin family protein. NCBI's taxonomy places the organism in Eukaryota, Fungi, Ascomycota, Eurotiomycetes, Eurotiales, Aspergillaceae. The record is from RefSeq and is a predicted model, not a curated record. Bases 1 to 3024 code for a protein of 1007 amino acids. The transcript has 2 exons. Gene Ontology annotation, molecular function: microtubule binding; ATP binding; microtubule motor activity. Gene Ontology annotation, biological process: microtubule-based movement.
AUGGCAGCCGAAGGCGGCGCCUCUUCGAUUACAGUCACCGUUCGAGUUCGACCUUUCACAAUCCGAGAGGCAGCACAGCUCCCGAAAUGCGCAGACGGUCCUGUGUUCCUUGGUGAUGGCUCGCUAGCCGGAGCACCAAUCCCUAAGCUCAACCAGAAGGGGAUCCGGUCCAUCAUCAAGGUUAUCGACGAUAGAUGCCUGGUUUUCGAUCCGCCGGAAGACAACCCCGUUCAGAAAUUUUCGAGAAGCGUCGUGCCCCAAGGGAAACGCGUCAAGGACCAGACCUUUGCCUUUGAUCGAAUCUUCGACCAGAAUGCCUCGCAGGGUGAGGUAUAUGAAGCGACAACGCGAACUCUGCUCGACAGCGUCCUCGAUGGUUACAAUGCCACUGUUUUUGCUUACGGUGCUACCGGAUGUGGAAAAACACAUACAAUUACUGGUACAGCACAGCAGCCCGGUAUCAUCUUCCUUACCAUGCAGGAAUUAUUCGAGCGUAUUGACGAACGAGCGGGAGAAAAACAUACGGAGGUUUCCCUUUCGUAUUUGGAGAUUUAUAACGAAACGAUCCGCGAUCUUCUUGUCCCAGGCGGCAGCAAAGGGGGCCUAAUGCUUCGGGAGGAUACUAACCAGUCCGUCUCUGUCUCUGGGCUGUCAAGCCAUCAUCCACAGAACGUUCAACAGGUCAUGGACAUGAUUAUGAGGGGCAAUGAGUUUCGCACGAUGUCGCCAACCGAGGCAAACGCCACUUCCUCGCGGUCGCACGCCGUCCUCCAGAUCAACAUUGCUCAGAAAGAUCGCAACGCCGAUGUUAACGAACCACAUACCAUGGCAACAUUGAGUAUCAUUGACCUGGCAGGAAGUGAACGUGCGAGUGCCACAAAGAAUAGGGGAGAGCGACUGUUCGAAGGAGCGAAUAUCAAUAAAUCCCUCCUUGCACUGGGCAGCUGUAUCAAUGCCCUCUGCGACCCCCGAAAGCGCAAUCAUGUUCCUUACCGAAACUCGAAAUUGACGCGUCUCCUCAAAUUCUCGCUCGGUGGCAACUGCAGGACAGUAAUGAUUGUUUGUGUCAGUCCUUCGAGCCAGCAUUUCGACGAAACGCAAAACACUCUGCGCUACGCAAACCGGGCCAAGAACAUUCAGACCAAAGUCACACGGAACGUUUUCAAUGUCAAUCGUCAUGUCAAAGAUUUCCUGGUGAAGAUUGAUGAGCAGAUGAACCUGAUCAAUGAGCUCAAAGCUCAGCAGAAAGAGUCGGAGAAGGUGGCAUUCGCCAAAUUCAAGAAGCAGACCGAAAAGAAGGACGCAGCUAUUCGAGAAGGAAUCUCCCGUAUUCGCAACGCAUAUGAGCACUCAUUACAAGAGAGGCAAGAGAGGACCAACAAUAUGAUCAAAUUGAGACAGGUUAGCCGCAGGAUCGGUAUGCUGUCUUCAUGGAUCGCUGCAUUUGAUGCCGUUUGUGAGAAUUCGGAGAACAGGCAGCCACUGUCAAAUCUGCAGGCGAUUCGAAAAAGUGCACAAGGAAUUCUUCUUGAGUUGGAAGGUAGUCGGCAGCAUUACCACCAGCGGCUGGCCAAGAACAACUGGGAUCGGGCCAUGAACUCGGCUGUCGAGAACGCCGUCCGCCAACUUCGGGACUUUGAUAUUAGCGACAACAGCGACGUUGCCAAUUUCGACCGGGAGGCAGAACUUCUCCGCUCGAAUGCAGAGCGAGAGGCUCUCUCCACUGUGGCAGAGCAAGACAAGACAGGCGAAGCGGCAAUAGUGCAACUUCUCCUGCAAGCCCAAUUCGAAACCAUGGCCUCGAUCGAACAUCUAAUGGAGAUGAAUGAAGAGGAAGCGGUCGAGAUGGGGAAGAAGAUCCUUCUGAAGAUGCUCAACUCUUCAUCCACUGUGGCAACCAACGUCGUGAAGCCCGAUGGCGCUAUGCUACCCGCCCAACCCCUCAGUCCUUUGAAACUGAGUUCUCCUAAGCAGAAAAAGAGGCUGAGUGUAGCCCACCUUCCUGUGGCGAAAGCCCUGGACGCGCCGAUUACUUUCGCGCCCACAGCACCGGCAUCACCGACAAAAGGAUCUCCCCGGCGUCGUAAAGUGGGUGGUGGAAGAAAAAGCGUUAGCUUCUCACCAAAGAAGCCACAGACAAAGACAAUUAAAAGGAGUGUCCGAUGGAAGGACGAUGAGCAGGAUGGUGCUCUGACCGAGUAUCAGAAAACACCCCAAAAACUAUUGACGGAGAUUAUUCCUGAAGAAAGUCCUAGCGAACCACCUCUACCUCGAACCUCUCCCAUCCCUCGAGGCAUCCCGGUACCCAGCAGAAAUAUCAGCCCCUUCUGUUCUUCCCCAGUCCCACAAUCUUCUGAACCAACUCUACAUGUACCAAAGAACAAUCGCUUCAAAGCUGGCUUUUUGACAAAGAAACUGGGUAGCUCACCUAUGGCUCCGCCCCCAACUUCAACGCUCCCACUCUCUGAUACCGAAAGUUCCCCUCUGCGUGAUAUUGAAAAUAGCAGUUUCCUGAAUCGGAGCUCCAUUGACCGUCCAUCACGAAUCGCCGUCCGCACGUCUAGCGGAAGCUACUCCAGCAGUCCAAUGUCGGAUAGCAAGGACAGCUGGAAGGCUACCAAAGACGAUGCUAUCAAAAUAACUUCAGCAAUGAGACGUAUCUCAAGUGGGUCAUUCGGUCCUGGUGCUUCUGCCAAUGCUCUCCGUAUUCACCGUCGACGAAGUCCGACAUCCGGAACUUAUGGAAGCUCUCCAAGCGAAAACACCAUGUUUACUGCAUCGCAGGCAAGACGCAUGGUGAAAAGUGAGAAAGAGCCUGACCCCAAGCCCAGAGUCUUGAGCCCCCGGGCUCUUCCCAUCAUGAAAAACACCAGUCAAAGGCGGACUACAUUCGGAGGAGACUUCCGACCCCGAGAUAUCAGCCUUACAAGCAGGGACGCAAUCAGGCUCAGCGUCAUGGCUGCUCCAAACGUCGAAAGACCCCCAGAGGCUCUCUACCCCAGCUCUGGAGGCAGCUGGAGGUAG